Messenger RNA from Diplodia corticola, 1389 nucleotides. RefSeq names its product mfs monocarboxylate transporter. Bases 1 to 1389 code for a protein of 462 amino acids. Gene Ontology annotation, molecular function: transmembrane transporter activity. NCBI's taxonomy places the organism in Eukaryota, Fungi, Ascomycota, Dothideomycetes, Botryosphaeriales, Botryosphaeriaceae. The record is from RefSeq and is a predicted model, not a curated record. Gene Ontology annotation, cellular component: fungal-type vacuole membrane. Gene Ontology annotation, biological process: transmembrane transport. The transcript is spliced from 2 exons.
AUGGCCACCGACGUGGAAAAAGCAUCACCACCCCCCUCUCCACCACCCGACUCCACGACGCCAACCACACCCGCUCGCACCGCCAACAACACCACCACCACCACCCCCGACGUCUUCAACCCCCGCCUCGCCUGGACCCAAGUCCUCGCCGGCCACCUCUGCGUCUUCAACACCUUCGGCCAAAUCAACGCCUUCGGCAUCUUCCAGGCGCACUACACCUCGCGCCUCCGGCCCCCCCUGCCGCCCAGCACCAUCUCCUGGAUCGGCACCCUCCAGAUCCUGCUCAUCUACGGCCUCGGGCCCCUCUCCGGCCGCUGCCUCGACGCCGGCCACCUGCGCCCCGUCAUCGCCGCCGGCACCGCAUUGCAGGCGCUAGGGCUGUUCGCGCUGAGCGGCGUCGACUUGGAUGAUGGUGGUGGGACUGGGGCGUAUUGGAAGGUUGUGUUGGCGCAGGGCGUGUGUCAGGGGGUUGGGAUGGGCUUGGUUUUCUGCCCGGCGGUGGCGAAUGCCGCGACGGCGUUUGCGGGGAGCGCGCGCAGGGUGCUGGCCGUGUCGUGUGUGGCGUGCGGGGGCGCGACGGGGGGCGUGGUUUUCCCCGCGAUCGCGCAGAGGAUGAUGGCGGCGGGGGGCCCGGCGGGGUUUGCGUGGAUGGUGCGGGUGAUGGGGUUCGUGGUUGUGGGGAAUGGGGCGGUGGUGUUGGCGUUGGCGAGGGCGAGGGCGAGGGAGGGGAGGGAGAGGGGGAGGGAGAGGGAGAGGGGGAGGGAGAGGGAGAGGGCGCCGUUGGUCGAGUGGAGCGCGUUUGCGGAGCCGCCGUAUGCGCUGUAUUGCGUCAGCAUGUUCUUUGCGUUUUGGGGCAUCUGGGUCGCGUAUUAUUAUGUCCGGUCUUAUGCUCGCGAUAUCCUUGGCUUCUCUGAUGUCGACUCUUUCAACCUCAUUCUCAUCAUCAAUGGCGUUGGCGUCCCCGGUCGCCUCGUCCCGGCACUCAUCGCAGACCGCUUCUUCGGCCCGGUGAACGUCUUCAUCCCGGUCAUAUUCCUCGCCGGCAUCUGUCUCUUCUGCUGGGCUGCCGUGGCGAGUUCGGCAGGCAUGAUCGCCUUCGUCGUCUUCUAUGGCUUCUUCGGCGCUGGCACCCAAAGCCUGCUGCAAGCUGCCCUCGCCAGCUUGAACACGGAUGUGAAGAAGGCUGGCGUUAGGAUCGGCAUGGGGUUUAGCGUGGUUGGCCUCGCCUCGUUGACUGGAAGUCCUGUCGGCGGCGCGCUGUUGGAGCAGAAGAACGGUCAGUACUUGUACGCGCAGAUGUUUGCUGGCGGUACCAUGGUGCUGGGCAGCUUCAUACUUGUGGCAGCGAGGAUUUCCAAGACUGGCUUCGUUUUACGGAAGCGGAUGUGA